Molecule: messenger RNA, 1321 nt
Organism: Conger conger (European conger)
Lineage: Eukaryota; Metazoa; Chordata; Actinopteri; Anguilliformes; Congridae
Product: MICOS complex subunit mic25a-like
Exons: 9
Coding region: 256-963 (235 amino acids)
Biological process (GO): inner mitochondrial membrane organization
Cellular component (GO): mitochondrion; MICOS complex
Source: RefSeq, a predicted model, not a curated record
ACUGAACUACAGUACCCAGUUGGCUCCUCGUCGGCGUAUUAUACAUGAUAAAAUGUAAUUGGAUUUUCAUUAUUUUAUCCUCCUAUACGAUUUGAGAAUACUAUCCCGUCCUAGAAGUGACCUUCCGUCGAGAGAAGUUGUCAGAGAAUUGCACUGAGGCAAGUUCGUAAUUGCCCGAGGGAAAACCCAUACAUCCCUCUAUACCCGUUUUGACAGCUUUUUACUGUCUACAAAGUACAGGUUGCAGUCGCGACGAUGGGUGCCGGUGAGAGUUCGACCAGGAAAGUGUCUUUCGGACUCGACGAGGACGACAGAGUCAAGGUUUUGCACGGAGUGAAGCUCUCUGAGGAUGUUUUGCACAGGAUGCGGGACUCCAUACACAGCCCAGUCCCUCAGCCCACGCCUUCAGUAGGCCCCAGAGAAGACCCAGCCCCGCGGCCUGGCCCCAAUGCAGCGGACAUGCAGGAGGAGCUGCGUCAGAGGUACGCGCGGGUGCAGGAGAUGGUGCAGGAGGAGCUGACGAGGAUCAGGCGGCAGGAGAGGGAGGCGGGGCAGGAGGAGCUGAACACCGCCAUGCUGAGGGAGAGGGCGCAGGGCCGGGACGAGGCCGAGAGGGCCCAACAGCUGCCGGCUGAACUGGACGCCUGGGAAAAGCAGCUGGAUAGAAAAGAGGCUGAGCUGAAACAUCUAGCUGCCUUUUAUAAAGAGCAGCUGACACUGCUGGAGAAGAAGAACCUGGACUACUACACCCUGACGGCGGAGCUGUACCAGGAGACCGCCACCAAGGCUGAGGCCCACGUGAAGCCCCGGAGCAUCUCCCCUAUCUGCAGUGGCCUCCAGGCCCAGGUCCUGAGCUGUUACCGCAGCAACCCGAACCAGACGCUACACUGCUCCAGCCUGGCGAAAGAGUACCUGCAGUGCAUCAACGCUGCCAAGAAGAACCUGCUGGUGAAUCGCGGCUGAAGAGGAGCGGCGUUGGGGGAGCGUCCCCUCCCCCCGGAGCGUCCGAACCCGAGCGACACCCGUCACUUCUCAUCAGCCUGCUCAUCUGUGUUUGGGGCCUUCUCUUCCCUCCUCUCUUAUUUCACUGUAUUAACUUGAUUUAUUUUGAAAUUGCACUACUCCAUCCGUCAGGGCAAAAUAAAUCCCUCCAAUCUCCAAGAACAAAAAAAAACAAAAAAACAAGCAGAGAUUGAAGACGGGGUCUUUGUUGUUGUGAGGCUUGAAUUUUAAUGCUGAACCCAGGAGCACCUGAACAACAUUGCGGUUGUGGAUUGUAUUUUAUUCAUAACUUCAUUAAAUGGCGUCGUUCCGACCACGA